Molecule: messenger RNA, 1342 nt
Organism: Cavia porcellus (domestic guinea pig)
Lineage: Eukaryota; Metazoa; Chordata; Mammalia; Rodentia; Caviidae
Gene: Klk15
Product: kallikrein related peptidase 15
Exons: 7
Coding region: 1-933 (310 amino acids)
Biological process (GO): proteolysis
Cellular component (GO): secretory granule
Molecular function (GO): serine-type endopeptidase activity
Source: RefSeq, a predicted model, not a curated record
AUGCCGGCACAGAUUUCAGCCGAGCCCGGGUCCCCCUCCACCAUGCAGCUCCUGCUCACCUCCUCCUUCCUGCUGAUCGCUGCAGGUCUUGCCAGCAGCUUGGUCCAGUUCCUGACCUUGGUGGGCAGAGAGGAGGCCCUGAGCCAGAACGACCUUGUAGGGGAUACAGCCAUGUUGCCACGGGAUGCCCUGCUCCUCCUCCCCACAGCCCAGGUCAGUGACAAGGGGCUGGAAAGUGAAGAGUGUGCACCCCACUCCCAGCCAUGGCAAGUAGCCCUCUAUGAGCGGGGCCGCUUCAACUGCGGGGCUUCCCUCAUCUCCCCACACUGGGUGCUGACUGCGGCCCACUGCCGGACCAGCUUCAUGAGAGCGCACCUGGGCGAGCACAACCUGCACAAGCGCGAAGGCCCGGAGCAGCUGCGUUUGGUCUCUCUGGCCAUCCCACACCCACGCUAUGAGGCGCGCAGCCACCGCCACGAUGUCAUGCUGCUGCGCUUAGCUCGGCCAGCGCGCCUCACUCCGCAAGUGCGACCCGUGGCCCUGCCUGUGCACUGCCCCCAGCCCGGGGAGCCCUGCGUUGUGUCCGGCUGGGGCCUGGUGUCAGGCAACAAGCCGGGGACCACGGGGAGCCCCGAGUCACAAGUGACUGUGCCCGACACCCUGCACUGCGCCAACAUCAGCGUUAUCUCCCGAGCAGCCUGCGACAAGGACUACCCGGGACGCCUGAUGGACACAAUGGUGUGUGCCGCGGCGGAGGGCGGAGGCACGGACUCCUGCGAGGGUGACUCCGGGGGACCCCUGAUCUGUGGGGGUGCCCUGCAGGGCAUCGUGUCCUGGGGCGACGUCCCCUGUGACACUACCGCUAAGGCUGGUGUCUAUACCAAGGUAUGCCGCUACUUGCAGUGGAUCAGGGAAACCAUAAGGAGGAACUAACCGACCUGACACCUGUGCCCCUGCCUGGGGAGCGGGAGUCCCCGUGGCCGGCCAGCAGCCCCGUCCAGACCUGGGACAGAAGCGAGCUCCCAUCCAAAUCUCAGGAGGCAGCCAUGGUCUUGUGGUACCUGAGCCCCAAUUGGUGUUCAGGGUCCUCUGAGUCACACCAAGAUAAUGCCACCCAUACAAGCUUCCCCAUAGGUGCCUCUGUGAUUUCCUCAGGGGCUGGGUGGGGGCUGAGACACGGGGUGGGCUGGUCUCUGGCAUCCACUCUCUUAGCGCCCUAAACGACCAGAUAGAUGUGUGAUCUCACUCACCCUGGGCUCUCCCCGCUGUAAAAUAGGACCGACCACCUCUCCUGCUCCCCUGGCUGUGGUGAGCAUUAAAUGAAGUCAUUCCCGUGAACUGA